AUGUUUGAGCUUGGUAUGACUUUAGCAGAAGUGGGUUAUUUCUCCUCCCGGAUGAAUCAAGGCAUCAAGGCUAUGGCUGAGUUCUGCCUCCUCAUGGCACUUUGGUUUCUAGCGCUGCUCACCAGUAACCAUGCCCUGUGCCCAAGUCACCAGAGUUCUUACACCCCGGAAGGAGGCACAGAGAUCUGCUGUGAUUUCUGUUCUGAAGGCGAAGAAAUGAGAAAACGUUGCACCAGCAAUAAUCCGAAACCAACAUGUGCAGCUUGCCCAGAAGGAUUCUAUAAUCCACCAAGAACAAAUUACAAAUGCAAGGUCUGCAAUCCUUGUGAUAAAAGUAGCAUUGAGAUUAAACCAUGUGACAAAUCCUCUGAUGCUGUGUGCAAAUGCCCGGCUGGGAGUGAAGAGAAAAAUGAUAAGAAGACAGCAUGUCUGUGUAAAAAAGGGAAUCACAUAGUAGCAAAUCAAUGUGUGCCCUGCCCACAAGGACACUUCUCAAGUGAAGACAACAGCAAAUGCCGCCCAUGGACCAAUUGCAGUAUAACAGGUCAAGAACACCAGGAAUCUGGCACCUCCACUCAAGAUGUAAAGUGUUCCAGCCCUAAAAUCUUGCCCAGCCAAGUGUCCCGCAGCAGAUCAUCAACAAAAGCUUAUGUCCCAGAGAAAACAACCACCAGUCACCCAUGGACCACUGAAGGACAGAGUGUCUUUAAUAAUUCUACAACUACCACUGACAGCACUAUGAAUUGGAAGUUCCUGUCCUUGAUCCUCUUCGCAGUUAUCCUGCUUAUAGUCUGUGCCACUGUCUUUUUGAUAAUGAUUAUUCAUAUGUGUCAAAGAAAGGAAAAGAGAAAAUUCAAUGGGUGCAGAAUUCCAAUACAAGAGGAGACUGAUCCCAGCCUUACCAAGCAAAUCACAGUGUGAGGGACAGCUAGAAAAAACACCAACAUAAGCGUUAAAUACAAACUAUAAAUACCUGCUGGCAUCCAGCAAUAACUUCAUAUAGCAGAAUCCUAGAAGUGCUGUCUCCUUUGCAACAUGCACCUAGAGACAAAAGAAGAAUCAUCUGAACAGACAAAAGGAUACAUGGGCAUCAUGAACUCAGAACCACUGUCUUUAGUCAUGGAAUUUGAAAGAACUUAUACUUUUUCAGUUUACAGACACCAAUUACCGGCCACUCUGAGACAAGAUUAAGGAGCAGUGUCUUUCACAUUUUACAUUUUAUUGGAACAAUAAGGGGACGCGGGUAUUUGUUUCACAGGUUAUGUUUUAAUAGCCCCACUUCUCACAUGACUGCACUGAUCACAUUUCUAUUUUGAUAGAAAAGAGCAACUUGGAAAAUUAUUUUUAAAAUAUAUGUGAGUGUUCAGAUGUAUGGCAUGUGAUAAGCACUAAAGGAAAGAAAUGUGAAGCGUUGUAUAUGAUUCAACAUUCACUGUAUUUACAUGUCAUUAGCAUGACUGGAGGGGGAAGUUUAGCUAAUAUGAUUUAAUUUUUUUAUGUUUUAUGUACCUAUGAAGGCAUAGGUUAUUUUGUGCAUAGAACAUUGCCUCUUUGUCUCUCUACAUUUACAUUUUGGAAUGGGAGCAACUAUACUGUGCUGAGACAUGCUACAGAGUAAUAGAGCCGCAUGAUGUGGUUUAUUGAUGACUAUGAGCAAAGCCUAUUCUUGUGCUAGUAAGUCACUAUUUACCACUACUUUGUCGUAAAAGAUAUAUCUGCAGAGCUAAUCAGUGCAUAAAGUAAGUUGCGCCCUCAUGCAUUGGUCUACUUAAGGAAUAAUAAAGGACAGUGAACAAUG
Xenopus laevis (African clawed frog) is the source of this 1798-nucleotide messenger RNA. It is a transcript of the gene tnfrsf4.L, whose product is annotated as tumor necrosis factor receptor superfamily member 4-like. The record is from RefSeq and is a predicted model, not a curated record. The transcript is spliced from 7 exons. Lineage: Eukaryota; Metazoa; Chordata; Amphibia; Anura; Pipidae. The coding region runs from base 1 to 921 and encodes 306 amino acids.